Messenger RNA from Danio aesculapii, 3919 nucleotides. RefSeq names its product potassium inwardly rectifying channel subfamily J member 8 (gene kcnj8). The transcript has 2 exons. Gene Ontology annotation, cellular component: plasma membrane. The record is from RefSeq and is a predicted model, not a curated record. Gene Ontology annotation, biological process: potassium ion import across plasma membrane; regulation of monoatomic ion transmembrane transport. Gene Ontology annotation, molecular function: ATP-activated inward rectifier potassium channel activity. Bases 278 to 1528 code for a protein of 416 amino acids. Lineage: Eukaryota; Metazoa; Chordata; Actinopteri; Cypriniformes; Danionidae.
UCGGAGGCUGUGGGACAGUGAUGUACCGCCCAUGAGUCCAGUAGAGCAGCCCGAUCUCCAUCAGAAACACACUUUCAGAAGCGCUUCAAACACUCACUUCUGCUCUUUUUCCAGCCUUUAUUCUAUAAACUGACCCAAGAACACGGGUUAAACUAUUUAUUGAGGUCAAAUUACUUUUUUCCCUACAGUUUAUGCUACUUCGCCAAAGUUAAAACGCGGAUACAGGAUGGUUAUUAAGCGCGUUUGACACUCUCUGGAUAAGUUUUUUUUGUAAAUCAUGUUGCCGCGGAAGAGCAUCAUCCCGGAGGAGUUUGCGCUGCCGGCGCUUGUCUCCCGGGUCCCGCGUAAACCGGUGUUCAGAGACCGCGUGAAUAAAGCGCGCUUCAUCGCCAAAAGCGGCGCGUGUAAUCUGGCGCACAAGAACAUCCGCGAGCAGGGCCGGUUCCUGCAGGACGUCUUCACCACUCUGGUGGAUCUGAAGUGGCGCUUCACGCUGGUCAUCUUCACUAUGACCUUCCUGUGCAGCUGGCUGCUGUUCGCCAUGUGCUGGUGGCUGGUGGCCUUCGGGCACGGAGAUCUGGACACCGACCGUAAACCUGCCGUGGAGCAGUGCGUCACCAAUGUCAACUCUUUCACCUCUGCCUUCCUGUUCUCCAUCGAGGUGCAGGUGACUAUAGGUUUCGGAGGGCGUAUGAUAACAGAGCAGUGUCCCAACGCCAUCGCCUUUCUCAUACUGCAGAACAUCAUUGGCUUGAUAAUAAAUGCCGUCAUGCUUGGCUGCAUCUUCAUGAAGACCGCUCAAUCCCACCGGCGUGCUGAAACCCUCAUCUUCAGCCGACACGCAGUCAUCGCUGUACGCAACAACCGCCUCUGCUUUAUGAUCCGAGUGGGCGACCUGCGCAAAAGCAUGAUCAUCAACGCAGUCGUGCGCCUCCAAGUGGUCCGGAAGACCAUGACCCCAGAGGGCGAGGUCAUCCCCAUCCAGCAGAUCGAUGUCCAGACUGAGAGUGCAGUGGCCGGUAACAGCAUCUUUCUUCUGGCACCCUUGAUCAUAUGUCACGUCAUUGAUAAAGACAGUCCUCUGUACGAUCUGUCGGCGAUGGAGCUGCAGUGCAGUGAUCUGGAGGUCAUCGUGAUCCUGGAAGGAGUGGUGGAGACCACAGGCAUCACCACUCAGGCUCGCACCUCCUAUGUGACCGAGGAGAUCCAGUGGGGACACAGAUUUGUGCCUAUAGUGACAGAGGAAGAGGGUGUCUACUCAGUAGACUACUCAAAGUUCGGGAAUACAGUGAAAGUGGCCACCCCUCGCUGCAGUGCUCGUGAGCUGGACGAGAAACCCUCCAUCUUGAUCCAGACGCUGCAGAAGAGCGAGCUUUCACACCAGAACUCUCUGCGCAAGAGGAACUCCAUGCGCAGGAACAACUCCAUGCGCAAGGGCAACUCCAUGCGGCGCAAUAAUUCAGCUCUCGCUGUGCCCAAAGUGCAGUUCCUCACCCCUGAAGGCGGAGCCAAUCUAGCAGUCACAUGACAAAACGCCUGUAAAGCACUUUGCACCAGUCUGUCUUUAAAGCCCGGCUCACACUGUGCAAUUUUGGCCAUGAUUUGGCCACCUGAGACAAAUUUCGGAAAUCCUAAAAGAUUUCUAUAAUCCUAGGCUAAAAUCUGUAGUCGUUGGUCAUUGGUUGGAGAUGUCCACCAACAACCAAUUAAUGGCCUCUUAGAUCAAAUUUUCCCUCUGGUGGAAUUCUAUCUGAAAUCUUUAGGCACUUUCCUGAACCUAGAACCAAUAGGAGCACUUAUCCCCAUGAUCCAAUCAGCGCGACAACUACAAAUCACCUUGGAGAAAUAUUGAAAGGCUUUUCUGGUUUUAUUAUCAAGCCAUGUUACGAGUAUAAUUAAUGCUACAGAUAAUGUUAAUGUUUGCUGUGAGGUAUUAUUUCAAAAUGUGGAUUAACGAAUGCGUCAUGGAUUGAUGACGUCAAACUCCAGAGAUGAGUUUUGCGUGUGUCUGUUCCACACAUCUUGAUUGUUGAUCAGUCUGACAUUAUGACAACUGAGAUCUUGCAGUGUGACAUGGGGAUCAUGCUUGUACAGUCGGACAAUCUGCAAUCAUAAAGAAUUUAUUUAAAAAAAUAAUGAUAAAAAUAAAAAUUGCACAGUGUGAGCCGGACUUAAAUCCUUGUCUCUUUUUUUUAUCUACGUUUUGGUUUCAUGAUUGUAAACGGUGCAAAGCAAGGCAUCGUUUGGUACCUUGACCCCAUUUACACCUGGUAUAAGUUCCAAUUUGGUCAAUCUGAUCACAAGUGGACAACUCAUAUAGUACAGGUAUCUAAAAUGUUAGGACCACUUCCAGAGGCAGACAAAAAUUUGAUCAGAUUGCUUUCAUAGGGCGCUUUCAGACCUGAUUUAUUGUUUCUAAACCUGGUAGAUUUUCUCCUACAGCGUAUGUGAACAUAUCAGUCAUGCUCGAAUCAGCGUCAAAACUAUCAGUCUGAGACUGCCUGAAGAUAGUGGUCACAGCCUGCUUGAAAAAUGGUCCGCAUGACCAUGACCCUUGAGAGGGAGGUCAUCCCCAUCUACCAGAAUGUCUGUCUUCUUGUUGGCACCCUUGAACAUAAUCACAUCAAUAAUUAAAGACAGUUCUCUGAAUAAUCUAACAGCCAUGGAGCUGCAGUGGAAUUAUCUUGAGGUCAUAGUGAUCCUGGAAGGAAAGGUGUAGACCACAGACAUGACGAGAAGAUCCAGUGUGGCCACAGAUUUAUGCGCCAAUGUGACCAAGGAAGACAAGAUGUCCUCGCUGCAGUCUGUCACCACGAUGAUGUACUGGACCAGGUCCAAUACGUAGUGUACAUUGUACCACGGUAAUGCCCAUGCUACUGGGACGGUUGGGUUUAGAGUAGGGGAGGUAUAGGUGAUCGUCCAUUAUGUCAUCCAGCUGCGGGCUGCAGCGAGGACUGUCUCAAAGAAGAGGGCAUGUACUAUGUGCACUACUCAAAGUUCUGGGAACAUGGUCAAAGUUGCCCCUACUGUCAUGAUCUUUUUUUAUGUUCACUUCUGUAACUUGAUCAUUGUAUUGUAACGUCAGGCACAAUUUGUUUAUAUUUACACUAUUUGGACGCACUUUUGUCCAAUCACAAGGGAACAACUCUAAAUACAGGUAUAACAGGGGACCAAAAUGUUUUGAGCUUUUCACUUUUGACCUCUUCCAGUCGGAGUUGACAACGCAUUUGAUUUGAAUGAUUUGUUAAUGUAAUCGCUCAUGUGGUCAGAAGUGUAUGAAGAGCUAUAAAAGACCAGCAACCUUCCGGCUGAGCACAUGAUCUUUAUGGGAUGUGUUAGAAGGAAGCACUUUGCAAAUGAAGUCAAAAAUCGCAUACUCUAGAGUAGGUUCUUACUUUAAUGCUUACCUCAACACAUCUGUCUGGACGUUUCUAGUAUACCUAGUAAGAACUUGAUUAGCUGAUUUGAAUUGAAGAGCUAAAUUGUGCGAGACAGUGGCCCUUCAGGAACAGGAUUGGGCAGUCCUGAUCUACAUAGUAUGAUUGAAAGCAGAUAGUAGGAAAGAAUGUGACACAGCCACGUGGAUUAAGAGUGAAAUUGUAGUUGGCACUCACCUUUAAGGUGAAUUACAUUAGUUUGUUGGUUCAUUAGUACUUGUAUGUCAUACUGAGCUCCUGUGUAAGUGAAGAGGAAAUAGUUUCACGAAAUCUGAACAUGAAAGUGCUCACUGAACAAGAUGAUGAAGUGCAUUUAUAAUGCAUGUUUAUAUAUAACUGUUGAUCUUCAAAAAAGUGCAUUUCCUCCCCAAAUAACAAAAACCUCCACAUAAUAAUUGGGCAAGUUAAGUGAAUGAUCACAUACAACGUACUAUACUAUGGACAAUAUUAUAUAUUUAUAUAUUUGACCGUUUUAUCUUAAA